GUUAGGUACCGUUCCUUUUCAGUUCUCUCGCCACGUUUAUAAACAGCCUUGUCGAACUGUACUGUGAUUGUGAUUCAAAUUAAGUAUUUUAGUAGUGACAGUGAUCGUAUAAAUUAUAAUAAAUUUCAUUAUUCUUUCAACAUGAGAACGUGUGUUUAUUGUAAAACCCGAUACGAAAAGGGCAGUGCCGUCACUUUUCACAAGUUCCCCUCCGAUCACACUUUGAAACUUUGGUUAGAAAACAUGAAUAUUGUUAAUUGGAUUCCAAAAAGCCAUGAUUGUCUUUGUUCUAAACAUUUUACCGAUGACUGUUUUAUUAAACAUCAGUCACGGACCACUUUGAAUAAAUUCAGUAUACCCACAAUAUUUCUUGAAACUGAUUCGUCCUUGGUCACUGCACAGUCUGAGAUGUCGUCAUCCAUGCAAGUCGAGUUACCCAAUUUUGACUUUACACAUCAUACUAAAACAGCAGAAACUGAUUCAUCCUUGGUCACUGCACAAUCUGAGAUGUUGUCAUCCAUGGAAGUCGAGUUACCCAAUUUUGACCUUACACAUAUACCUAGUACAGCAGAAACUGAUUCAUCAUUGGUCACUGCACAAUCUGAGAUGUCCAGUCCAGUUCCAAGUACAAGUUACACCACAAGCCAUUGUAGAACACCAAAAAAAUCUAGAACUCAUGCGGAAAUCUGUGCCAGUAUCAAGUUGGAUCACCGAUACGAAAGCACUCCAAAAUCAUCCAAAAAGGAACUUCAGAGGGUCAAAAAAGCUUUAAAAAUGUCCCAAGCCCGAGUUAAAGUUUUGUCUCAAAAUGUAAAAUUGUUAAAACUUCGCGUGUCUAGCUUAAGAAUAGUAAUUGCAGAUUUAAAAAAGAAAAAGCAGGCUUGUGACGAUUGUGUAUACGUGCUAAAUCAGUAUGAUGAUUUUAAACCUCAGCUUUUUCAAAGAAUGAGCAAGAAUGUGAAACGUGCUAAGUAUGCUCCAGAAUUAAGAUCAUUUGCCAUUACUCUACAUUUCUACUCACCGAAAGCCUAUUCCUAUGUGCGUAAAAAAUUUGACUUGGCUUUACCUCAUCCUCGUGUGAUUCGCUCAUGGUAUAGUUCCAUUGAUGCUAAUCCAGGUUUCUCCGUUGAAAGUUUUAAUGCUUUGCGAUAUAAAAGUGAAUUUGCAAAACAGAAAGGAAAAAAACUAAUAGACUAUAAUCACUGACCUCUAUAAUACACUGGACAGGCUAUGCCGUACAAAAUG
Aricia agestis (brown argus) is the source of this 1245-nucleotide messenger RNA. Its product is annotated as THAP domain-containing protein 3-like. Gene Ontology annotation, molecular function: sequence-specific DNA binding. Bases 142 to 1206 code for a protein of 354 amino acids. The record is from RefSeq and is a predicted model, not a curated record. Lineage: Eukaryota; Metazoa; Arthropoda; Insecta; Lepidoptera; Lycaenidae. The transcript has 5 exons.